GUGACGCUUCUGGAGAUGGAGAUACCACAAGUGGGGCAGCUGUGGCUGGGGAAAGUGCUGAUGCGAGCAGUACGCAUGAGGUUUCUGCUGAUGCAGGCCGAUGCUGCAUCCGAAGCUGGUGCAGGUUGCCCUGGCGAGGUACACGUGGAGUCCGCACUUGAGGAUGCCCUGCAGGAGGCUGUGGAGCCUGCAUUUGAUGAUGCCCUGGAGAAGGCUGUGGAGCCUCCACUUGAGGAUGCCCUGGAGAAGGACAAGGUGUCUCCCAAGCCUAGGAGCCCAUUGGUGUCUGAUCCGCCUGAUCUGCAUGAAGUCUUAGCUGGCCUAACACUGGAUGAAAUCGAUCUCAGUCAGCAUUCACAUGACCUUCUGGCUGAACAAGCGAAAUUGCGAAGUCGAGCACGCAAAGAUCAUCAGGAGAAGGGUGAAGAACCAAGCGGUCGUGGACGCGGGAAGGGCCGCGGCCGUGGCCGUGGCAGGGGUGGGACAAAACGUCCAAAGGAAGAACUUGAGCCGAAGGAACCAUCGGCAGCAUCCAGUUCUGUGGCCAAGAAGCAGAAACAUGAAAACAAGUCAGGUUGCAAAAGGACGCCCGAGUCAGUAGAGGAUAACAAGUUGGAUGGACAUGAUGAACCUUCUCAGAAGCCCCGGGCCCGAAAGCAGAAGAAAGCACAUGUCAUAGAUGCCGAAGAAGAGGAGCGCAUCAAGGCAACCAUUCCUUCCCUGCAGCACUACAAGGCCUUCAGGCCAAUGACCUUGAAGGCGGAAUGGGCUUCACGGAAUCUUGCGCUGCCUUCUGCGAUGCCCGAGUCAAGCUUCAACAGAAAUCGUUCCUGCUUGCCAAUCCUGGCUCUGAGGGUCCCAACGCUGGCUCCUAAGGAUGUGACGGUCUUCGACCUGUUUUGUGGAACAGGUGGCAUCCACCGAGCUCCUGUGCUGGACUUCCUUAAGAGUGAGAUCGCACUGGGCGCCUUCAAGCCUCGGGACACGUUGCCGCUGCGCAUUGAACCACUGGCAGCACAUGAAGUUGAUAUUUAUUUCAAGCAUUUGAACGCCCCCUGCAUCAAAAGGUGUUUGCAGGCUCAAGUUGCCCUUGGUGGAGAUCGUUUUGAUCCAGGAGCCAUGGGAAGGCCAAAGAAGGUUGCAGCACAACCACCUCCACAGGCAUUAGCCAAUCCAAAUGCGGCACAAGACUACCUAGCCAAAGCCAGAGUAGCAAAGAGUAAGAGGAAGAACGACACUGAUGUCACUACUGAUGAGCCAGUUCGUGUCAAGGCCAAACCUGGCGUGACACCGGAACCUAGCAGUUCACCACCCAAGGCUGUUUGUGAGUCAAAGGCAAUGCCUUCUGUGCGGGUGAGGGGAAAGUCUCCAGGUAGAAUUACAGCCCCACCCCCAGCAAAAGCUUCUUCAGUAGCCUCUCCAACCGUGACACCGGUGAAAGCUUCCCCAGCAGCGCCCCCAAGCCCUGCAAUCGCACCAGUCAAAGCAGCGCCUCCCACCCCUGCUGUGACCUCAAGCACACCUGCUAAGGCAUCUUCUGCUUUUGAUAGGGUCAAAGAUGUCCUGCAGAAAGCAAAGAACAAGCGGUUGGAAUCGGCAGCAGCAUGUGCACCAGCAGUGGCAGCAAAGGCACCGCAGAUCCCACCAAAAGCACCCCCAGGGUUGUCAAUCAAACCUCCACCACCGAAAACAAUUUCCAAGGAGAGCUUGGAGUCAAGUUUGCCUGACACCCCCAAAGCACCUGGCAGGGACACAAGCAGCGCUAUGCACUUGACGACACCCCCUGUCAAGGAACACGCAGUCACAGCCACUCCGCCUGAUACCAUUUCCACCGCUGAUACCUCUUUGGCUACCAGCCCUGUUGAACCAAAACAACUCGGGUGGGAAACAGAGGAAGAACCCUGGUACGACAGCCAACGUGACUACUUUGGGUCCAGGGGUGAAAGCUGGUGGUCCAACUGGGAUUGCUAUGGUGGACCCACUUGGUAUUAUGAUUCAUGGAAGAACAGAGAUGUCUACUGUUGGGGCCCCCAAAGUUGGGUUGUGGAUAGAAAAUCCACUUGGGAUUAUGGCAGUGGGGAUGCUCACAGCCCACGUGUCCCAUCACCAUCGGACAUGGAGGAGACCACCAGUCCUGAUAUCAGGUCAACCCUGGCAAAUCGCAUGCCUUCCUGGGUCAGUGUGGCAUCUGCCGCAAGUGAGGCCGGUGAAACGCCUGAGACCCCCAACACUGAUGGCCAAGAAGUCGACCAGCAGGAAGGGGCUGAACCUGCAGAGGAUGUGGAGAAUGGGACCGGGGAUAAGUGGCGGCUGGACAAGCAUGGGAAUCCCCUGAGCCCACCAGCAUUGUACAUGCGUACCAAGAACCCAGUUCCUGAAGAAAUCGCCCAGAAGAAGAUCGAAGCAGAAACCAGCAAAGAUGGGAAGAACAACAAGAUGCACGACUUGUACAUGCAGUUCCUGUCAUGCCGUGGCGUUUGGAACAAGUGCCAGUUGGUUGUCACUGCAACCAAAAGCCAUGAAUCUGAGCACCAGGAGCUCUACCAGUUCCUUCCCAGGUCAGGCCUGAUCCGGGAGCUUGGGACAGAAGAAUUGGCAGAUGACCUCAUCAGCAGGCACAAGGAUGCCGAGAACAGAUUGCCAUCCAAGAUGAAGAACAAGUACAUUAAACCGCAUCCUGAUUUCCCAGAUCGUGAGGAAUUGUGGAGAUAUAAAGUUUUUGUGUCCCACAGUGAAGCCAAAAAGACGAACCUCAAGACGUCCACUACUCUCCAACGAGAUGCUGAUGUUGAUGAGGAGGAUUGGCAUGAUGCUUUGAAUACAGCCAUGGAGGAUGCUGAUGUUGGACCAGGUAUGCCAACGCGUCGCAUCAAGACUCCCACCAAUGCUGCUGCUCCGAAGGAGAAGACGCCUGAGCAGAAGCUGUCACAAGUUUCCUGCCAUCAUGUGGGAUUCACUAGGAGUGAACACUUCAAGGAAGCUUUGAUGCGAGAUCUUCAGGCCUCUUCGAAGUCGCUCGACAAGCAGAAGGCCACUGCAGUCCAGAACCUCGUCAAGAAGCAGGACAUCGUACCAACUUUCGAUGCAACCCGGCUGAAUGCUUUGGAUGCCGAGCUGAAGUCAGUGAAAAAGGUGGUUGUUCUGAGAAGCCGAGCGCAGCGAAACCAGUUGACUAUGCAGCUCACCUGUGCCAUGGCU
Messenger RNA from Cladocopium goreaui, 3198 nucleotides. The record is from the annotation of a GenBank genome assembly. Lineage: Eukaryota; Dinophyceae; Suessiales; Symbiodiniaceae.